Darwinula stevensoni is the source of this 5761-nucleotide messenger RNA. The record is from the annotation of a GenBank genome assembly. NCBI's taxonomy places the organism in Eukaryota, Metazoa, Arthropoda, Ostracoda, Podocopida, Darwinulidae.
UGCAGGGAGCAAAGCGGGAAUUCACGUGAUGCUUCUUGACUAUGCAUCUUCCAAGAAGAACUUGACGCGUGAGAUUACUUUUCGAUAUUUGUAUCGAUAGUUCUGGAGGUAAUUCCACGAGAAAUCGGCAGCGAUGGAAAGUGAGGACCAAUCUGAGCCGGAAAGGCCCGAGCCGCUCAAUUCCUCGCUGAGCGUCGAGGAAAGUUUUUCCACGCCAAGGAGUCCCAGCGGGCUCUGCAUCGUGACGGAUGACGAAGCCUCCCGCAGCAGGAGCAGGCCCAAGUCGAGGCCCAAGCCCAGAGGGGAAAGUCAGAUCGAAGGCCAAAAAAGGCCUGCUAGCUCCGGACCGUCUUCGCCCCCCAUGAAGAAGAAACUCAAGUUGGAUGAGGUCGUGAAUCCGGAGAAUGUGGAGGAUGGGGAUCUCUUAGAAGGGAAAGUGACUGUGCCUGUGAAGAGUCUCAUAAAGAUGGAUAAGGACAUGACUGACAAGGCAUCUCAGGAAAAUCUCACUCGCCGAAAUGUCAAGUCCAUUUUACACCAUGUUCUGACCAACAAAAUGGUUUUGACCAUGGUGAAGAAGUCUCUCAGGGAUCAAGGGGAAUGGGACAGCGACAACGAAGACUCGGAGGACGACGAGUCCGUGCUCGUCUGGGAGCCCAAGCUCACCCGGGCCAGAGCCAAGGAACUGAUGAAAGGGAAGGAGGCUUUAGAGGGGGAGGUGAGAGUGGUAGGGAAGGAUGAAGAUUCGACAACUGCUCUCCUCACCAACGAAUACCCGGAGGACGAAACGGACGACGAAGAGUAUCAGCCAAAUCCUGAACAGGAUCAAAGUGAUGAGGAGACACAAAGCAUAAUUUCAUCAUGCAUUGCAAGUGACAUCGGGUCACCUGUCGUGAUGACGCCUCGAUCGACUGCCACCGACGAACCAUCGCAGGAGGCAGUGUUUCGUGAACCUCAGAGUUCUUUUAGGAAAUGUCUUGAUUUCCAAAGUUCAUUCAACCAGGAGUGGAUAGGCCUGAGGACAAGAUCAAAAUUUCCCCUGCAAGACACAAGCCUGGAGACAUUGGAGAGGUCCUUCGUUCCCCCGGACAUCUCGGCCGACAUGUACGAGUCCGGCCUCGAGGAAGAGGACGAAGAGUGGAAGAACUUCUUGCGAGAGUAUGCACUCACCUCGUAUGAAGCGAGACGCGAAGAGUCCCAGGAGACGGAGGAGGAGGAUGACGAUCCCGAGUACAAUUUUCUGGAAGAGGAGGGACAGGAAGACCCUGAUCCGGAGGAGGUGAGGAAUGAUCGGGCAGUGAAGGUACCCAAGAAGGAAUUGACGGAACUGUGGAAGGAGCUCAUGGAAGAUCCCUACUUCCGGACGUCUCCCAUCAACGGUGACGAAGAGGAUGACAAUGAGAAAGAGGUUGAAACUCAAACCAAGUCCAAGGACAAAGAGAAAGAGGCUUCAUUCAGAUCCAAAGAAAAGCAGAUCAGCUCAUCUGAAGACAGCAGUGAUGGAAAAGAAAGACAUACCAUGCCAAAAGAGAGCAGAGUGGGUAAGGAGAAGAAAGGGGAGAAUGAAGAGGAGGAAGAAGAAGAAGAUGAAGAAGACGAAGAUGAGGAGGACGAGGAUAUGGAGAGGGAAGAAUCUACUGAAGGAUCUGAUGAAGAGGAUGGAUCAGAUGUGGAGGCAGGAGGAUGCAUUGAUGAUGGAAUGCCACCACUGGAUUCUGUGAUUUUCACCUCUCAACAGCUGACCGUCCUCGAGGUUCAGCUCCGCCAGCAUGUCCAGCUUCUGUGCCAGACCUUCCUCAUCUCCUCUCUGUCGGAUUCCACCUGUCCCACCACUAAUGCUGCCAGGUCUCACCUGAUGGAGUUGUCAAGCUUCGCUGCAUCGAGGAAAGAGAAUGCAUCUUCCAUAUAUCACAUCAGAAACCUGGAACCUGCAGUUCAGCUGGUCAAAGACUGGAAGCUCCCAUCUGUUCUCCCAAAGGUCCUAGCUCCCCAGAAGAAAAGGAGAAGGAUCAAUGCAAAGGGGAGACUGAGGCUGCCGCUGGAGCUGGCGCAGACGAUGUCCACAUCGAAGGCCUUUCUAUACCCUUCCCUUCUUCCUGCAUUCCGGGUGAAUCCUCUAUCCUCCAGCGCCACGAGAGCCUUCCUACCGGCCGAGGACAACCUCAUCGCCCUCGGCUUGUCGGAGUUCGUGCCGUUUGUGGAGCGGGAGGGACUGUGCUCGAAGGGGAGCGAGCUAGACGCUGCUCUUCCCUUCGUCCGACGCUUCCUUCUCCCGUCCCGCACCGUGCGACAGCUUCGACUCCGGAUCAAGAACCUUUGUACCAGACCUGGCAACUGUAACAAUUCUGUUAAGUGUUUCCUGGAGAAUGGAAGAGUGCCAGUUCUGAGGACUCCUUUGCAGAGCAUGGGGUCCAAGGAACUCUCUCCCCUGUAUCUCCAUCCGCUGGCCAGUUUUCCCCGCAUCUGGCGUCCGCAUAUCGUACAGGAGAAGCGAGUGAAUGGCCUCAUCCGACCCAAACCUGCCGUUGGUGAGCCUGGAUCGAUGAAGAUGCCAGCCCUGGUGGCACGAGUGAUCGUCACACCACCGAAAUCUCUCCCCGUCGGAACGUCAGCAUCGGAGCCUCCAUCGAUCCCAUCCCCACACAACUGGAUAAGCCCCGCCAAGACCGUGUCCCCAAUCUUAAAGAAAUACCGAAGACAGACACGGUCUCGCACUCGGGCGCAGGCAGCCCGCUCCCUCAUAUUCAACUUACCGCCAAUCUGUCCUCGCCCUGCGGAAUCUUCCAGCCAACUCAAUAAUCCUGCAAAUUCUCCAGUGCAGCGAAUUAUAAUUCCUUGCAUCACGAUUCGUAUGCAACAGAGUGAGAAAGCAGAGCCAGUGGCAACACUGAGUGUUCCUAAAAAUUUUCCUUCCAUGCCAAUCAUCUCCAUGGCAACACCAGUAAAGGAUCAAGGGUCAUUAUGUCUGCAGAACAUUGUAAACCAGACAAUUGCAACUCCUGGGUCCAAGCUUCUCCUAACUGAAUCUCAAAAUACCCCCAGCUCUGAACAAGUCACACCUAGUACAAGCAUAGUAACACAGGAACCAGACCUUGCUGACAAGUCAAGAAAAGGGACUGCUGAUGAGCAGUCACUGAGUCAAGAGGAAAGAGAUGCCCUGCAGCCAGAAAAAGAAACCGACUUGGUGCAUGAGAACAUGGCUGCCCUCAUGAAGGCCAGCAUGGUGAUCUCAACCCCAAAGACAUUGAAGAGCUGCAAGAAGAAGGCAUCAGUGCGGCAGGUCCGUGAAGCUAAGACCACGAUGGAGAUCCUGAACAAGACGAUGGACCCUGCUCAUCAGGAGGAAAAGGAGGCAGUCAUUGCUGAGGCCUAUUACGACAAGCUGAGGACCAACCUCGACAGGUUGGCCAUGAAGGAACUCCAAGAUGCCAUCCUUCAGUUCGAGACAGGGUCCCGCUCCGUGCGAGACAUCUACAGGGAAGUGCAGCGGGUCCUGCGCCCUCACCCGGACCUCCUGUAUGAGUUUGCUGCAUUCUUGACUCCAGAACAGGCGAUGGAAUGUGGCGUUUACCAGGACCUGCUCUUCCUCAACCGUGUCCACAGUUUCCUUGUUUCCCUACAUGUUAUGUUUGCAUCACAGCCAUCCCAUCUGCACAAAAUCUCCAAGACAUUGAUGCAAGCUAAAAAGGCCUGUGCUUCUGAUGAACAGUUGAAGAAGGCUGUUCUCCCACUCCUAAAGGGGAAUCAGUAUCUGAUUGAAGAGUUUCUUUUGCUCCUGCCUAAGGAGAAACCCCCUGAAAGGUUGCUCACAGACUACGAGGACCUGCCGUUGUCAUUCGACAACGAGGGAAACGCGGUGGAGAUGCCGGAGCCCCGUGGCUACGAGAUCCUGAAGCUACCCCCGCAAGUGUACGAAGACAAGUACGGUGGUCUGGAUUGUCCCUGCAAGUGCCACGAAUGCGACAUCAAACGAUACCAACUUCGUCUGGAGCAUUGCGUCCCGUGCGGAAUCCGCUUCGUCGACGGCAAGGUCUGCCUGAAGUCGGACAAGAAGUUGAAGGCGUUGGAUGCCGACGACAUGCGGUGCAUUCUCGCCUGUCACACUUCUCCAUCGGAUGAGGCUCGGGGCAGAAAACGUGCCAGCAAGAGCAAUAUUCUGGGCCCAGAUGUGUUGCCGUCAGAGGAGGUACCUGCAUGUGGGAAGAAAGAUCGAACCCCAGGGAAGAAGGAUAGAGAGUGGAGCCGUAAUGAGGACAUGAUCAUCCUCUCCACCUGUAAGGAGAAAGGGAUCUCCGAAGCCAGCCUUCAACAUGCUCUUGCGGCUCUCCAUGGGCGCUCCCUCGAAGAGGUGAAGAAGCGAAUGGAGGACUUGCUGCAGGCGUUGGAGCUGGCAUCAUCCGAGUCCAAUCAGUCAGAUGCAAGCGCAAUCGGCUUGCCUCUACGAGACCAGCCUUCUGCCCGCAUCCUCUCUCUGGGCGGAGCUCCUAUUCGAGACCAUUCCGACCUCGGCGCGUCGCUCAGCCCUCCUCCUCCAGGGUGGCACUCGCCUUCCGAGACUGGGAGAGUGUGCGUGGCCAGGAGAGCUCUUCCCUGUCUCUUUCGGCCGUUUCCAGCUGUGUCAAUCGUGAGAGCAGAUUCCAUUUAUCGGGAGCUUCAGGUAGAAAUGAAGCAGAUGCCCACAGGGAAAGCGGUGCCGGCUUUCGGCUUCCUCGCCGUCGGCCUCCUCAUGACAUGGGACACCCUGGCGAGGUGGCACCGGAGUCGUCUGGAUCCUGCCGCUGCCCGGUACCGAAACUCACUGCGAUUCGUUCCGGGGCGAUUGCCAUGGGAGUACAUCUUCAUCGCUUGCGUCUGCCUCGUCGGACUCAUAGGAGAAUUAUAUUUUCAUCGAGGUUUGGGGUUGAUGGGGUUAAAACAUGCUGGAAGUUACCUUGGGUUUCUGUUUCUCUCUUGCGUUUUAUUCGCCAAGGAGUUGAGAUUGGAAACGCUUCCACCUAAUUCUGAUUAUGCUGCCUUCAUCCUCGCCUUGUCACUUCAGUAUAUCCUUCUGGCUUUCAACCACGCUCAAUCUCUACUGGAUGACAUGACCGUCGCGGCCCUUCGGUACGUGAUACUGACUGGCAUCGUGGCCACCUCGCUGGAGAUGCUGAAACCGCAUCACGUCAUGGCCGGGUUAUUCCGAUGUUACGCCGUUUUUCUGCAAGGGACGUGGUACUCCCAGAUGGCAGUCAUCUUCUCCCAGAGACACUCUGGCUGGGACUUCGAGAAAAGGGAAAAUGUGACGAUCGCCACCGUGAGCUUCACAUUGCAGGUCGUCCUCGACGCCGUCUUCAUCCUCGUUCUCAGCUUCAUCAUGGGAAAAUGUCAGAAAACGAAAACCUUCAGGUUUUCCGCUGUAAAGUCCACGGAAUCUCAGGUGGCAGCACAUUAUCCUUUGAAAAUGGCGCGUCCUAUGGAUGGCGUACUGAAUCAAAAAUCCCCGAUAGAGUUCCUCACAAAAGAAAAUGUAACCCUUGAAAUCAUUCAUUUGCGACUGCAGAAUGCGUAUGGGACGUGGUACUCCCAGAUGGCAGUCAUCUUCUCCCAAAGACACUCUGGCUGGGACUUCGAGAAAAGGGAAAAUGUGACGAUCGCCACCGUGAGCUUCACAUUGCAGGUCGUCCUCGAUGCCGUCUUCAUCUUCGUCCUCAGCUUCAUCAUGGGAAAAUGUCAGAAAUCGAAAACCUUCAGGUUUUCCGCUGUGAAAUCCACGGAAUCUCAG